This is a messenger RNA of Linum tenue, 1975 nucleotides long. The record is from the annotation of a GenBank genome assembly. Lineage: Eukaryota; Viridiplantae; Streptophyta; Magnoliopsida; Malpighiales; Linaceae.
GAGAAACCAUCAAAAUAAUAGCAAAUUAGAGAGAGGCGCAGGGAAAAAGGGCAGAAAACAUAGCAAAAGCGCAAAGGAAAAGCGAAGGCAAGAGAGCCUGCCCACCCGGAUUAUCGUUACUCUACCUCCCUCCCAACCCUAACAACAACAAAAUCAAAAGAGAGAGAGGAGGAGGAAGAGGAGGAAGAAGAAGAAGAUUUCACCAAAAUUGUUGUAUUUUUCCUAUAAUCUUUUCAAUCUUUUUCUCUCAUUCAUUCAUCGAUCAACAUCUCGUUGGAUUCAGGAUCCUUUACGACAAUCAAUCUCAUUGGUCAUCAUUUUAUCCCAAAAGUCCUGGUUAUGGAUCUUCUUUCAACUGCUUCAAUAUCGGCCUAGUUUUUCCCAAAAGGAAGGAAGAAGACUCCACUCAGCCUUUUGCCAAUUUUUUCUUUGUCAAUCGGUUUUUAUAUUUGUCAUUAACAAAAAUUAAUCAGCAGAGAGAAAGAAAGAGUUGAUUAUUAUGUUGUGUUGCGGAGGUGCAGAGGAGGAACCUUAUCCCCCUGCUAAUCAAUACACUGCCCCUCCCAAAGGCAGCCCUUAUGGCGCACCUGAACCAAAGGCUAACCCACCAAGAGGAGUUCCACAGAAGGUGUUGCCAAUCGAAACCCCAAGCAUACCAUUGGAAGAGCUUAACAGAUUAACUGACAACUUCGGCCCGAAGUCGCUGAUCGGAGAAGGAUCCUAUGGUCGCGUUUUCUAUGCAACUUUAAGCGACGGUGUGCCGGCGGCGAUAAAAAAGCUUGACACCAGCACUUCCCAAGAACCCGACACCGAUUUUUCAGCACAGUUAUCCGUGGUUUCGAGAUUGAAAAAUGACCAUUUUGUGGAGCUAAUGGGGUAUUGCUUAGAGGCAAACAACCGAAUCUUGGUCUACCAAUAUGCCUCAAUGGGCUCAUUGCACGAUGUGCUACACGGGAGGAAAGGGGUACAAGGGGCUGAGCCAGGGCCAGUUCUGAACUGGAACCAGAGGGUGAAGAUAGCAUUUGGAGCGGCAAAAGGUUUAGACUAUCUACACGAGAAAUGUCAGCCUCCAAUAGUUCAUAGGGAUGUGAGGUCCAGCAAUGUGUUGCUCUUUGAUGAUUUUACCUCCAAGAUAGCAGAUUUCAAUAUCUCUAGUGCUUCUUCUGAUACCGCAGCUCGCCUACAUUCGACUCGAGUCUUGGGAACCUUUGGCUACCAUGCUCCAGAGUAUGCCAUGACAGGACAAAUAACUCAAAAGAGUGAUGUUUACAGUUUUGGUGUGGUUUUAUUAGAGCUUCUCACAGGUAGAAAGCCUGUAGACCAUACAAUGCCUAAAGGCCAACAGAGUCUUGUUACAUGGGCUACACCCAGAUUGAGCGAAGACAAAGUGAAGCAAUGUGUGGAUCCCAAGCUAAACAAUGAGUAUCCACCAAAGGCAGUUGCCAAGCUAGCAGCCGUUGCAGCGCUUUGUGUCCAGUACGAGGCAGAUUUCAGGCCAAACAUGACAAUUGUUGUCAAGGCGCUUCAACCAUUGCUCAACUCCAAACCAGCUGGUCCGGACCCUACUGCUGCUGCAUAAUGGAGAUGAUCAAUAUGAUUCUAUUACUAACCUCGAUAAUGAAUUCUGAUUUGGUAGAGAGUGAGAGAGUAACACAGAGAGGAGGGAGAGAUUUGCGAUUAUAGUUUUUUUUCCGAAUAUAUGUAUAUUGAAAGAAGAACAUAACGAAAAAAAGGCCGAGUGAGUUGGACUAAAUUAGACAAUUGUAUGUAAUUGGUGAAAAAGCUUUAUUGUCUUCUAGGGGUGUGAGAUUAUGUAAUCUCAAUGCACAUAAAUUUCUUUAUUGUUUGCCACUUGUGGUCUUUUUCUACCCAACCACAACAUUUAUAAUAGUUUGACUUUUUUUUGUUUUUCUAUUGUAAAUUGCAAUGAAUCAUUAGAUUUUAUACUUGGUCUGGUUUCACCAAUGAAUUUGUG